Messenger RNA from Micropterus dolomieu (smallmouth bass), 15954 nucleotides. RefSeq names its product low density lipoprotein receptor-related protein 2a (gene lrp2a). The record is from RefSeq and is a predicted model, not a curated record. The transcript has 83 exons. Gene Ontology annotation, molecular function: calcium ion binding; protein binding. NCBI's taxonomy places the organism in Eukaryota, Metazoa, Chordata, Actinopteri, Centrarchiformes, Centrarchidae. Bases 779 to 14956 code for a protein of 4725 amino acids.
AAGACCCCGCAGAUUUAUCGUUUUCAUCGAUAAGUUUUACAUACCUCCGUGUUGUUGCCCUCCACCUUCAUUAAGUUUUCUGCAUUUGUCUGUGGAGUUCCCAUUAUGAGAAAAAAUACCCCCCAUCAACGCUUUGUAGAAUUCAUCUUCAAGUUUCAGUUACUCGUCGCUAAUAGAAACCAUCUUUGACCAGUACUCUCUGAUUUAGCACAGCUGCAGGUGAAACGCUGGUGCUCCUGCUCGGCCGCAAGAUGGAGGUGUUGGGCUUCAGAUCAGCCACAUUCACUGUCAAGGUUAUAUUAAGCCUGGUGUGGGGAAGUGCGUGUAUAACAUGCAACCAGGGAGGGUCCUUGGUCAAACUCGAACCAGGGACAUCGGGAUUACGUGACUCGUCUGGUCCUUCCGGACAACCCAAUUUGCAGCUCUUCAUAGUUUUAUAUUUUUAUUACUCCUCAUCAUUAAUUUCCUCUCAAACGCCCACAGGCACCUAAAUGCGGAGCAAAUAAACAUGAUAACCCGAGAAUGAUAACCCGCUGUGAGUGAAAAAUUACCGGUACUCGGGACAAGUCGGACCUGCAUGGCAUUAUGCAGAUUCCAGGGCCAGAGGGAUUUAUCCGGAGGGGCCGAGGCUGGCUUGGGGGAGCGGCUGUCCUGGCCUUUGUGCACGCCCCUUUUCAUCGACUAGCGGGCCAAGAAAGACAGAAGAAAGCAACAGCAUCCCAGCCCCAGUCCCUACAGCUCCUCCAUCUGCACAGCGGAGCUGGACGGACCAGCCAGAAUGUGGACAUCACUGCUACUCAAACUCUUUCUCUUCUUCAUAUGCUGUGUUAGAUGGUGCCACUCUGAAGGAUGUGAGUUGGGGCAGUUUCGCUGUGGGACAGGCCGAUGUAUACCAGGGGACUGGCACUGUGACGGCACCUCAGACUGCGUGGAUGACUCUGACGAACAUGGCUGCCCUCAGGUAACAUGUGAUGACAGUCAUUUCCAGUGUUUGAGUGACGGCGAGUGUAUCCCUGAUGUUUGGGUGUGUGACGAUGAGGAGGACUGUGAGGAUGGCUCAGAUGAGAGGCAACACUGCCCUGGAAGGACGUGCAACAGUGGCCAGUUCAGCUGUAGUAACGGGGCAUGCAUCCCAGGAGAAUACCGGUGUGACCGUCUGGCAGACUGCUCAGAUGGGUCUGAUGAGAGAGAUUGCCAUUACCCCGAGUGUACACAGCUGAGGUGUGCUAAUGGGGCAUGCUACAACCGGACCCAGCGAUGUGACCACAUACUUGACUGCCGUGAUGGCUCAGAUGAGGCAAAUUGCACACAGCACUGUAAUACGGGUCUGUUCCCGUGUCAUAAUGGGGUGUGUGUUCCUCAACGCUACGUCUGCGACCAUGACGAUGACUGUGGGGACCGAAGUGAUGAGCUAAACUGCACAUAUCCUACAUGUAGAGGAAACUACUUCACCUGCCCCAGUGGCCGCUGCAUCUACCAAGUCUGGCUUUGUGAUGGAGAGGAUGACUGUGAGGACAAUGCAGACGAAAAAGGCUGCGAUAACGUACCACAGGAGUGCUACCCUGGAGAAUGGCACUGUCCAUCUUCUGGCCUGUGUAUCCCCAUGGAUCAGCUGUGUGAUGGGACCGCUCACUGUCCCCAGGGAGAGGAUGAAACUAACACCACUGCUGGACGCAACUGUAGUAUCUGGAAAUGUGCCUCUCUGAGCUGUGAGCAUCGUUGUCAUGCUUCCCCUGAUGGAGGGACCUGUUCUUGUCCUUCUGGAUACAUUGUCAGCAGCAACAAUAGUCGCUCAUGUAUAGACUUUGAUGACUGUUCGAUGUGGGGCGUGUGUGACCAGCUGUGUGAGGACCGCAUAGGUUCCCAUCACUGUAGCUGUCGAGAAGGCUACAUGCUUGAGCAGCACAGAUACUGCAGAGCUGAUGUCUCAACUGGGGUUCCUUCUUUGAUAUUUUCUAAUGGCAGAGACCUGCUAAUAGGUGACAUCCAUGGCAACAAUCUGCGCACUUUGAUUCACUCACAGAACAGAGGUGUUGCAGUGGGAGUGGACUUCCAUUAUAAUCUCCAUAGGAUUUUCUGGACUGAUACUAUUCAGAAUAAGGUGUUUUCUGUGGAUAUGGACGGUUCCAACAUGCAGGUGGUUUUAAAUAUAUCAGUUGACUACCCUGAGAACCUGGCGGUGGAUUGGGUGAACAAUAAACUGUAUGUGGUGGAGGCCAGCGUCAACAGGAUUGACAUGGUGGACUUUGAUGGAAGUAACCGGGUCACACUCAUCACUGAAAACCUCGGAAACCCUAGAGGACUGGCGGUGGACCCCACUGUCGGGUAUAUGUUCUUCUCAGAUUGGGAGGCGCUGAAUGGACAACCAGGCUUGGAGCGGGCCUUCAUGGAUGGUACCAACCGCCAUGGGAUCAUUAGGACUAAACUGGGCUGGCCAGCUGGUAUCACACUGGACAUCGAGGCCAAGCGCAUCUACUGGGUUGACAGUCGCUAUGACUACAUUGAAACCGCAACAUAUGAUGGCCUUCAUAGAAAAACAGUGGUCCACGGAGGUGCUUUGGUCCCACACCCAUUUGGCAUCAGUCUGUUUGAGCAUAAUGUCUAUUUCACGGACUGGACCAAGAUGGCCGUGAUGAAAGCCAACAAGUUCACAGACAGCAGUCCUCAAGUUGUUUACAGUACAUCUCAGGCUCCACACGGUGUAGCAGUAAUACAUCAGCUGAAACAGCCACAUGUGUCAAACCCUUGCAGUGUAGACAGAGGUGGAUGUGAGCAGAUCUGUGUUCUGAGUCACAGGAGUGACAAUGGAGGACUGGGUUACCGCUGCAAAUGCCGCAUGGGCUACGACCUACAUGCUGAUGGCAAGCGAUGUUUUGCUGUGAGGCAGUUUCUGCUGUUCUCCAGCCAGCUGGCUGUGAGAGGGAUCCCCUUCAACCUCUCUUCUCAGGAAGACAUCAUCCUGCCAGUCACUGACUCGCCUUCCUACUUUGUCGGUGUGGAUUUUAGUGCUGAAGACGAUGCAAUCUUCUUCUCAGACACAACCAAAGAUAUUAUCUAUAAACAAAAAGUGGAUGGGACUGGCAGGGAGGUACUGGCUGCCAAUAGAGUGGAUGGAGUGGAGGACCUGGCUUACGACUGGAUUUCAAAAAACCUCUACUGGACUGACCCUCGAUACAGGAGCAUAUCUGUCAUGAAGCUAGCUGAUAAGUCCAGGAGAGCCAUCAUACAUAACCUCAACAACCCGAGGGCCAUCGUGGUGCAUCCUCUCAUUGGUUUAUUUUAUUUCGACAGGUAUAUUUUUUGGACUGACUGGUACCGGCCAGCGAAGAUUAUGAGAGCUUGGGGUGAUGGGUCACAUGCCCUGUCUAUUGUAAACACUACCCUUGGCUGGCCAAAUGGCCUAGCUAUUGACUGGAGCGCAAUGCGUCUGUAUUGGGUGGAUGCCUUCUUUGACAAAAUUGAGCACAGCAAUUUUAAUGGACAGAACAGGAUUUCUUUAGACCGCAUUACCCAGAUCUCCCAUCCAUUUGGUCUCACCAUCUUUGAAGGCUAUGCAUAUUUUACUGACUGGCGCCUGGGUGGCAUUGUACGCGUGCGCAAGACCGAUGGUGGGGAGAUGGUCAUUAUCAGAAGAGGAAUCAGCCACAUCAUGCAUGUCAAGUCUUUCAACUCCCACUCUCAGAUUGGUUCCAACCUCUGCAACAGGCAAACAAAUCCAAAUGGAGACUGCAGCCACUUCUGCUUUCCAGCCCCAGACUCACAGAGAGUGUGUGGCUGUCCAUAUGGCAUGAAGCUGUUGCCCAACCAGCAGACAUGUGUGGAAGACCCUUUCAAUGAACCCCCCACACUGCAGUGCGGAGCCAACUCCUUCUCCUGUGGCAACGGCAAAUGUGUCCCAAACAGCUACAGAUGCGAUGGUGUUGACGACUGCCAUGACAACAGUGAUGAAGUCAACUGUGGAAUUAGCAACACCACCUGCUCCCCCUCUGCGUUCACCUGUGCCAAUAAGCGCUGCGUGCCUGCAGGAUGGCGCUGUGACGGGCAGAAUGACUGUUUUGACAACAGUGAUGAGAUCAACUGCCCUACGCGGGUGCCUGGAACAUGCCCUGCCGAUAAAUUUACCUGCGCCAACCACCGCUGCAUCCCACAUACCUGGCAUUGUGACACUGAUAAUGACUGCGGGGACAGUUCAGAUGAAGCUGACUGCCAUCUGGGAAGCACAUGCCAUCCAGAACAGUUUCAGUGUCCAGACCACCGCUGCAUAGACCCCAACUAUGUCUGUGAUGGGGACAGGGACUGUGUGGAUGGGGCAGAUGAGCAGGGAUGCAUCUACAACUGCACUGUGAGUGAGUUCAAGUGCUCCAGUGGUCACCAGUGUAUCAACUCCUACUACCGAUGUGAUGGAGUCUUUGAUUGCAGUGAUCGCUCAGAUGAGCAAGGCUGUCCUACUAGGCCCCCAGGGAUGUGCCACCAUGAGAGUGAGUUCCAGUGUCAGUCAGAUGGGAGCUGUGUCCCGUCUACCUGGGAAUGUGAUGGUCAUCCAGACUGUGAGGAUGGCAGUGACGAACACCAUCCCUGCCCACCUCGCACAUGCCCCUCCUCACUUUUCCGCUGUGACAAUGGAAACUGUGUGUUACACAGCUGGAUUUGUGAUGGGGACAAUGACUGCAGGGACAUGAGCGAUGAAAGAGACUGUCCCACACCGCCUUUCCAAUGUCCAAGCUGGCAGUGGCAGUGCCCUGGCCACAGUGUGUGCAUCAACCUCACCACCGUGUGUGACAACACUCCUGACUGCCCCAAUGGUGCUGACGAGUCUCCUCUCUGCAACGAGCCUUUGCCAGAUCAGGAGAGCUGUUCUGACAACAAUGCUGGCUGCACCCAUGGUUGUAUCCAAGGGCCGUUUGGGGCCCAGUGCACAUGCCCUGUGGGUUAUCAACUGAGCAAUGAUUCCAAAACCUGUGAGGAUGUAGAUGAAUGCAAUCCCCCUGGACUAUGUAGCCAGCACUGCUAUAAUGAGAGAGGCUCUUUCCGCUGCCACUGCCAGGAUGGUUACACUCUCGAAGCAGACCAGCGUACCUGCAAGGCCUCAGAUUCUCGUCAGGCGUUCUUGCUAGUGGCCAGUCGAAAUCAGAUUGUGCAAGAUGACAUAACCACACAGCCCAAUGUGGUCCGCUCACUGGUUCGAGAUGGGCGCAACAUUGUGGCCAUAGAUUUUGACUCGGUCACUGACCGCGUGUACUGGUCUGACACAAGCCAGGACAGAAUCUGGAGUGCUAACAAAAACGGCAGUGACAGAACUGUGAUAUUUGAUAGUGGAGUGACUGUAACAGAGAGCCUCUCUGUGGACUGGGUGGGCAGGAACCUGUACUGGACUGACUACGUCUUGGAGACUAUUGAAGUGUCUAAACUGGAUGGCACACAUCGGACGGUAUUAGUCAGUGAAAAUGUCACCAACCCCCGUGGCCUGGUGCUGGACCCAAGGGACAGGGUUCACUUGAUGUUCUGGACCGACUGGGGGAGGAACCCUCGCAUUGAGAGGGCCAGCAUGGAUGGGAAAAAUAGGACUGUUAUCAUAAGCAACAAGGUGUACUGGCCCAAUGGUCUAACCAUAGACUAUCCAAACAAUUUGUUGUACUUUGCUGAUGCCUACUUGGAUUUCAUUGACUACUGCGAUUAUGACGGCAAUAACAGGAAGCAAGUUCUGGCCAGUGACCUGGUACUGCAACAUCCCCACGCAAUUACCAUUUUUGAGGAUUUUGUGUAUUGGACCGACAGAUACAUCAACCGUGUGAUGCGAGCCCAUAAGUGGCAUGGGGAGAACCAGACAGUGAUGCUGUUCAACCUCCCUCAGCCCAUGGGUCUGGUGGCAGUACACCCAGCCAGGCAGCCAGCAGGUCAAAAUCACUGCUUGAGGAGUCCGUGCACUCAUAUCUGCCUGCUUUCUUCUGCGGAACCGAGGUACUACUCAUGUGCCUGCCCCUCAGGCUGGACACUGGCAACAGACCAAAUCACCUGCACCAGAGUUGAAGAGCCUUUCCUGGUGGUUGUGAGAGACAGCAUCAUCUAUGGCAUUUCCUUGGACCCUGGUGACAAGAGUAAUGAUGCUAUGGUCCCUGUUGCUGGGCUUCAGAAUGGCUAUGAUGUUGACUUUGAUGACAGCGAAGAGACCAUCUACUGGGUGGAGCACCCGGGUGAGAUCCACAGGGUGAAGUCAGAUGGUACUAACAGGACAGAGUUUGCCCCUGCAGCCAUCCUUGGCUCCCCUGUCGGCCUGGCCUUGGACUGGAUAACAAAGAACCUGUACUACACCAAUCCAGCUACGCAGUCUAUUGAGGUUUUGAAGUUGAGAGGUGAGGUACAGUACCGGAAAACUCUAAUCACAAAUAACGGCUCUCCAACUGGCGCUGGCAGUCCUGUUGGCAUCGCAGUGGACCCAGCACGUGGCAAACUGUACUGGACAGACCAGGGAACAGAGAGCGGCAUUCCUGCCAAGGUGGCAUCAGCAGACAUGGAUGGCUUAAACCCUGUCACCUUGUUCACCAACAACCUAGAUCACAUUGAGUUCAUCACUGUGGACAUCCGAGAGAACAAGCUGUACUGGGCUGUUACAAGCACUGGCGUGAUUGAGCGUGGUGAUCCAGAUGGGAGUAACCGCAUCACAAUAGUGACAGGCCUGUCUCACCCCUGGGGUGUGGCUGUCCAUCUAAACUACCUCUACUUCACUGACCGGAACUUUGAGGUCAUAGAGCGUGUGGACAAGUCCACAGGAGCCAACAAGGUUGUGCUGCGAGACAACGUUUCUGGACUCAGAGUUCUGAAAGUGCAUCAUCGAGACACCUCUGCAGGUAUAUCCAAUGGCUGCACCAACAAUAUGGGAGUGUGUGAGCAGCUCUGCCUGCCUCGGCCACAGGGUCUGUUUACCUGUGCAUGUGCCACAGGUUUUAAAGUUAAUGCUGACAACAGGACCUGCACUCCCUACCAGUCCUAUGUUGUCAUCUCCACUCUGUCUGCUAUCAAAGGCUUCAGUCUGGAAGGGUCAGACCACUCUGAGGCCAUGGUUCCUGUGGCUGGGAGAGGCCGUAAUGCUUUACAUGUUGAUGUACACAUGGCUUCUGGUUUCAUCUACUGGUGUGACUUCAGCAGCACUGUGGCGACACAGAAUGGGGUCAGACGGAUCAAGCCAGAUGGCUCAGGAUUACGUAGUCUUGUAACAUCUGGAAUAGGACGCAACGGCAUACGGGGCAUUGCUGUGGACUGGGCUGCAGGACACAGGCCACAGACAGCAGACUGCCUGGUAGGGUCAAAGUUAAGAAGCUUUACCACAGGAGUCACAGAGCAUGGAGAUCAGACCCACACAGGUGACAGGAGAGGGAACUUGUAUUUCACCAACGCCUUCCUAACUGAGACAUAUGUGGAGGUGCUCCGCCUGAACACAACUUUCCGUAGGGUGCUUCUAAAGACCCAGGUGGACAUGCCACGCCACAUUGUGGUGGACCCCAGAAACAGAUACUUGUUCUGGGCUGAUUAUGGUCAGAACCCCAAAAUUGAACGAGCACUCAUGGACGGAACCAACCGCACAAUUUUAGUGUCAUCAGGGAUUAUUACUCCACGAGGUCUCGCUCUGGACUGGCAAACUGGCUACGUCUACUGGGUAGAUGACUCCCUGGAUAUGAUUGCCAGAGUCAACCCUCAAGGAGGGGAGACAGAGAUAGUCAGGUAUGGCAGUCGCUACCCAACUCCUUAUGGAAUCUCAGUGUUUGAGAGUAGUAUCAUUUGGGUGGACAGAAACCUCAAGAAGGUGUUCCAAGCCAGCAAAAACCCUGGCAGCACAGAGCAGCCUGCCGUCAUUAGAGACAACAUCAACAUGCUGAGGGACGUUACCAUCUUUGACCAGCGUACCCAGCCUACCGCUGCCCAGGAGCUUAACUACAACCCCUGUAUAGAGGAGAAUGGAGGCUGUGCCCACUUCUGCUUCGCCCUCCCAGGUUCUGGCACAGGUAACCAGAACAAAAAAUGCAGCUGCGCUUUUGGUAAUCUUGCAGCAGAUAGUGAAAGCUGUGUAGUGUCAAGGGAUGAUUAUCUCAUCUACACAACUGAGAGCACCGUGCGCAGCCUGCGCCUCGACCCCGAGGACCAUACAUUGCCCUUCCCUGUGAUCAAUGUGCCACGUACCUCAGUGGCGCUGGAUUUUGACCUCAUAGACCGGAGGAUCUACUAUACACAGAGCUCAGGCGCAGGAGCAAGCAAGAUCAGCUACAUCAGCCUUCAGUCUUCUCCCAUCGCAGCUCCUGUAGUUGUGGCCUCAGAUCUAGGGGCUCCUGAUGGCAUAGCUUAUGACUGGAUAAACAGAAGAAUUUACUACAGUGAUUAUGUCAACCAGAGCAUCAGCUCCAUGUCUGUGGACGGCUCUCAAAGGACUAUUGUAGCCCAUGUGUCCAGGCCAAGGGCCAUCAUAUUAGAUCCCUGCAGGGGAUACAUGUAUUGGACAGACUGGGGAACCCAUGCAAAGAUUGAACGUGCCACCUUAGGUGGAAACUUCAGAACAGAAAUUGUGAACAGCAGUCUUGUGUGGCCCAAUGGACUGACCCUGGACUAUGAAGAACAGAAACUCUACUGGGCAGACGCCAGCUUACAGAAGAUUGAGCGAUCCUCUCUCACGGGGUCCAAUCGGGAGGUUAUUGUCGGCACAGCCAUCUACCCCUUUGCCAUGACCAUGUUCGGCCAGUUCAUCUAUUGGACUGACUGGAACACACGCAGCAUCUAUCGGGCCAACAAGCACGACGGUUCUGGCCAGAGGGCCAUGAUUCAGAACCUUCCAUCUAGGCCAAUGGACAUCCAUGUUCUGGCCAGCAGGAAGCAGCAGCAGUGUGAUAGUCCCUGCCAGCAGUUUAAUGGAGGCUGCAGCCACAUCUGUACACCAGGACCCAAUGGAGCGGAGUGCCAGUGUCCAUCAGAAGGCCGCUGGUACCUGGCUGACAACAAGCACUGUAUCCCUGAUAAUGGGACUCGCUGCCAGCCAGGCCAGUUUACCUGUAUGAAUGGCCGCUGUAUUCGUGCCCAGUGGAAAUGUGACAAUGACAACGACUGUGGAGAUGGCAGCGAUGAGCUGGAGAGAGUCUGUGGACUUAAACCUGACUUCAACUAUGUUGUCCCACAGUUGCUGUCGUCUUUUAUCGCCUUGUCAGCCUUCCACACCUGUGAGCCUACAGUGUUUACUUGUGGCAAUGGGCGAUGUGUGCCAUACCACUACCGCUGUGAUCACUAUGACGACUGUGGAGACAAUAGUGACGAGGUGGGCUGUCUAUUCAGACCAUGUGACCCCAACACAGAGUUCACCUGCAACAAUGGGCGCUGUAUUGCCAAGGAGUAUGUCUGCAAUGGCAUGAACAACUGCUAUGACAACGGCACGUCUGAUGAACAGAACUGCCCUGAGAGAACCUGCCAGCCAGAGCACACAAAAUGUCAGUCUACUAACAUCUGCAUCCCACGUUCAUACCUGUGUGAUGGAGACAACGACUGUGGGGAUAUGAGCGACGAGAGUCCUACACACUGUGCGACAUCCACAUGUUCCCAGAGUGAGUUCCGUUGCUCUAGCGGGCGCUGCAUCCCCGCCCACUGGUACUGUGAUGGAGGAACUGACUGCUCUGACGGCUCUGAUGAACCUCACUCCUGCACCACAGCGGUCAGAACCUGCAACACAGAUCAGUUUCGCUGUGAUGAUGGCAGGUGCAUUGCCUCAUCCUGGAUCUGUGAUGGGGACAAUGACUGUGGCGACAUGAGUGACGAAGACCAGAGGCAUAAUUGUGCCAAUCGUACAUGUUCAAGUGCGGAGUUCACUUGUGUGAAUAACCAACCACCUCAGCGGAAAUGCAUCCCGCGUGACUGGGUGUGUGAUGGAGAUGCAGACUGUGCAGAUGCAUUAGAUGAACAUCAAAACUGCACGCGCAGAUCCUGUGGCAUCAAUGAGUUCACCUGUAGCAAUGGCCUCUGCAUACGCGGCUCCUACAGGUGCGAUCGACGUAAUGACUGCGGGGACACCAGCGAUGAGCGGGGCUGCACCUACCAGUCGUGCCACCAACACCAGUUCACCUGCCAGAACGGCCGCUGCGUUUCCCAUGACUUUGUCUGCGAUGGCGACAACGACUGUGGAGACGAGUCUGAUGAGCUGGAGCACAUGUGCCGCACGCUGGCCCCCACCUGCCCCCCUGGAGAGUUCAGAUGUGACAAUGGACACUGCAUCCCCAUGAGCCAGGUGUGCGACAGGAACGAUGACUGCUCUGACAACAGCGAUGAGAAGGGAUGUGGUGUCAACGAAUGCACAGACCCAUCCAUCCACCACUGUGAUCACAACUGCACCGACACACCCACCAGCUUCCUCUGCACCUGCCACCCUGGCUACCGCCUCAUGUCGGACAGCAAAACGUGCGAUGAUGUCAAUGAGUGUGCGGAGACACCGAGCGUGUGCAGCCAGGUCUGUGAGAACACCGUUGGCUCCUACGUGUGUAAGUGUGCCCCAGGAUUCCUUCGAGAGCCGGAUGGCCGCAGCUGCCGUCAGAACAGCAACAUCUCACCCUACCUCAUCUUCAGCAACCGCUAUUACCUUAGGAACCUGUCAACAGACGGGCAGGCCUACUCUCUGAUCCUGCAGGGUCUGACCAGUGUGGUGGCCAUGGACUUUGAUCGUGUCGACAAGCGCCUUUAUUGGAUUGAUGUGAGCCGCAGAGUGAUUGAGAGGAUGUCCUUUGGUGGCAGUAACAGAGAGGUGGUGGUCAAUGGAGUUCUGCAUGGGGAGGGCCUUGCAGUUGACUGGAUAGCCAGGAAACUCUACUGGGUGGACAGCUUCUUGGAUUGUCUCAAAGUAUCUGAACUGGAUGGUCGAUUUGUGAGGAAACUGGCUGAACACUGCGUCGAUGCCAAUAACACCUAUUGCUUUGAAAACCCCAGAGCUAUUGUGUUGCAUCCCAAAUACGGAUUGGUAUACUGGACCGACUGGGGAGACAACGCCUUUAUAGGUCGCGUUGGAAUGGAUGGAACCAACAAAGCAGCUAUCAUCACCACCAAGGUAGAGUGGCCUAACGGGAUCACGAUUGACUACACUAAUGACAAGCUGUACUGGUCUGACGCUCAUCUCAAUUACAUCGAAUACUCAGACUUGGAUGGUCAACACAGACACACGGUGUAUGAUGGAGAUUUGCCCCAUCCGUUUGCCCUGACUGUGUUCGAGGACACUGUAUACUGGACUGACUGGAACACGCACACAGUGGAGAAAGGCAACAAAUACGACGGCUCUGGUCGUCAGGUCUUGGUUAACACCACUCACAGACCAUUUGAUAUCCAUGUAUGUCAUCCUUACAGACAGCCUAUUGUAAACAAUCCUUGUGCGUUGAACAAUGGAGGCUGCUCUCACCUGUGCCUGAUCCGUCAUGGGGGGCGGGAACACACCUGUGAGUGCCCCGAACAUUUCCUGACUGUUCAAAUAGGAGGUGUGACCCGAUGCCUUCCCAUGUGCACCAGCACCCAGUACAGAUGUGCUAACAAUGAACGAUGUAUUCCUAUCUGGUGGAAAUGUGAUGGCCAGAGGGACUGCAGAGACGGCUCAGAUGAGCCCUCCACCUGCCCGGCUCGCCACUGCAGCCUUGGCCAGUUUCAGUGCAAUGAUGGAAGCUGCAUCAAUCCAAACUUCCUGUGCAACAGCAACCAGGACUGCCAUGAUGGCUCAGAUGAAGACCCUGUGCUAUGUUCUACACACCAGUGUGAAAGCUACCAGUGGCAGUGUGCAAAUAAGCGGUGUAUCCCUGAGUCAUGGCAGUGUGACGGCGAGGAUGACUGUGGUGAUCAGUCUGACGAGGACCCUGCCCACUGCUCCACCAGGACCUGCCGGCCUGGACAGUUCAAGUGCCGGAAUGGACGCUGCAUCCCGCAGAACUGGAAAUGUGAUGUUGAUGAUGACUGUGGUGACAACUCUGACGAACCGUUAGAGGAGUGCAUGGGACCGGCAUAUCGCUGUGACAACCACACAGAGUUUGACUGCAAGACCAACUACCGCUGCGUGCCACAGUGGUCUGUUUGCAAUGGCCACAACGACUGCAGAGACAACAGUGAUGAGCAGGGCUGUGAUGAACUGACCUGCGAUCCUAGAGGAGACUUCCGCUGUGACAACCACCGCUGCAUCCCGCUGAGAUGGAGGUGUGACGGGGACGACGACUGUGGGGACAACUCCGAUGAACGCAGCUGCACUCCACGCGCAUGCACAGAGAGUGAGUUUCGUUGUAAUAAUCUGCGCUGCAUUCCCGACCGUUGGGUCUGUGACCAUGACAACGACUGUGAGGACAACUCGGAUGAAAGGGACUGUGAAUUGCGGACUUGUCAUCCCGGUUACUUCCAGUGCGGCAGCGGACAUUGUAUUGCUGAACGCUUCAAAUGCGAUGGCAAUGCCGACUGUCUGGACUACACAGAUGAGACAUCUUGUCCAACCCGCUUUCCCAACGGCACAUACUGUCCCCCCUUCCUGUUUGAGUGCAAGAACCACGUGUGUAUCCAGCCUCAUUGGAAAUGUGACGGAGACAAUGACUGUGGCGAUAAUUCAGACGAGGAGCUUCACCACUGCUUGGACAUCCAGUGUGAGACUCCGUUCCGUUUCCGCUGCGACAACAACCGCUGCAUCUACAGCCACGAGCUGUGUAACUCUGUUGACGACUGCGGUGACGGCUCUGAUGAGAGAAAGGAAAACUGCCAAAGCCCGACUCAUGGACCCUGUACAGAUGAUGAGUACAAAUGCAGUAAUGGACAGUGCAUCCCUCUGCACUACGCCUGUGAUGACUAUGAUGACUGUGGAGAUCAGUCGGAUGAGCUCGGCUGCCACCAUGGCGGCGGGCACACAUGCAGUGGCAACAUCUGUGAACACAACUGUACCGACCUGACGCAGGGAGGCUUCCUCUGUUCGUGCAGGCCCGGCUACAAGCCCCGAACGACAGAAAAGCACACCUGUGAAGAUGUGAAUGAGUGUGAGGUGUAUGGGACGUGUCCGCAGGAGUGCAAGAACACAAAGGGCAGCUAUGAGUGUUUUUGUGCUGAAGGCUUUCUCUCUUUUGGUGAGCCGCACGGGACAGAGUGUGCUGCCCAGGGAAAUCCACCAGUGCUGCUCUUGCCAGACAACGUUCGCAUCCGUCGUUACAACCUGUCUUCUGAGCAGUAUUCAGACUAUGUGGACAAUGCUGAGCAUAUCCAAGCUCUGGACUACCUAUGGGAUCCAGAGGGACAAGGACUCAGUAUUGUGUACUGGACUGUUCUGGGUCGGGGAUCUCAGUUCGGCUCUAUCAAGCGUGCCUUCAUGACCACAUUUAAUGAUCACGGCAACAACCCAGUGAAAGAGGUGGAUCUGAACCUGAGAUACAUCGCCAAUCCUGACGGCAUCGCUUUGGACUGGGUUGGCGGGCACAUUUACUGGACAGAUUCAGGCACCAAUCGAAUUGAAGUGGCCAAACUAGAUGGGCGGUACAGGAAGUGGUUGAUCCACACAGACCUCGACCAGCCCGCUGCUAUUGUUGUCAAUCCAUCACUUGGAAUGAUGUACUGGACAGACUGGGGCAGGAAACCCAGAAUAGAAUCAGCAUGGAUGGACGGUCAGCACAGAGAGGUGCUUGUGAGGGAGGAGGACCUGGGCUGGCCUACUGGACUGGCUCUGGACUAUGUGAAUGGAAAUAGGAUCUACUGGUGUGACUCCAAAGAAAAUAUCAUUGAGUCCAUGAAGCCUGAUGGCACAGACAGGAAGAUCGUCAUAUCAGGAGACAUUGGAUAUCCCUACAGUCUGGAUGUGUUUGAGGGGCACGUGUACUGGACAACAAAAGAGAAAGGUGAAGUCUGGAAGACUAACAAGUUUGGGAAAGGAAAUAAAGUCAAAGUCCUAACCAUCAACCCCUGGCUGACUCAAGUCCGCAUUUACCAGGAGCACCGACACAACCAGUCAGUACCCAACCCUUGUAAGAAUGUGUGCAGUCAUCUGUGUCUCCUCCGGCCCGGUGGAUACACCUGCGCCUGCCCGCAAGGGUCCUCUCUGGUGUUUAACUCCAAUGAAUGUGAUGCAGCCAUUGAGGCACCCGUUGCAAUGCCCCUUGCAUGUAGAUGCAUGAAUGGUGGAACCUGCUACACUGAUGAAGGCGGUCUGCCCAAGUGCAAAUGUCCAUAUGGUUAUGUGGGCAGUUAUUGUGAGAUGGGGAAGUCGAGUGGGGCUCCAGCAGGAACAGCUGUGGCCGUUCUACUGGCCGUCAUUAUCAUCCUGAUUACUGGAGCUUUGGCUGUUGGAGUUUUCCUCAACUACAAACGAACAGGAUCUUUCAUCCCCUCAAUGCCCAAACUACCCAGCCUCAGCAGCCUAGUGAAGUCCGGUGACACGGGGAAUGGGGUGACGUUUCGCUCAGGUGAUAAUGUUGAUCUUGGACCGUCACACAUUGGAGUGUCAUUCAUUGAAACAGCCAUGCAGAUGGACGAUACUUUUGCCAUCGAAACUGGGAGGCAGCCAGUCACAUUUGAGAACCCGUUGUACGCCACCGAUCCUGGAGUGUCCGGUGAUCCUGCAGUCAUUCAUGCCACACAGGUGACUGUUAAUGUGAGUGGUGAACAGUUGGAGAACAACUUUGUGAACCCAGCGUAUCGCGGAGCUCAGAGUGUGGCCGUUGCGAACACAUCAUCUUCUGUCAGCACCAAACCUGAGCAGGAGUCAAAGUGGAGUUUGUUCAAGCGGAAAUUAACGCCAAGCACAACAUUUGAAAACCCUUCAUAUUCAGAGAUGAAAGAUGAAAAGCCUGUUGGAAGCAGUAGGGACCCUUCUGCCCCUGAGCCCUCUCCAUUUGUCCCCCCCACUAAACCUCCGAAGAGAGAUCGCCCCAGCACGUUUUCGCCAACCGAGGACAGUUUCAAAGACACAGCCAACCUCGUGAAAGAGGACAGCGACAUUUAACCCAUCUCUCACAGACGGGAAUCGAAAAAAAGAAACACACUUUGCACAGAAUUUAUUUUUUUAUGCAGCCUGUGUACAAAACUCAAAUUGUUUUAGGAAAGAGAAAUACAUUUCCAUAGAAUGAUGACAAAAAGUCUUCUGUGACUAUGCCUUCUGACAUUUCUUAUGCCAAUUCUUGUGUUAAUGUUUUCAUUAUUCUGAUGUACAAUGUAUGUAUAUCUUUGCACUGAAGCUGCUGAUAGACAUGUUAAUAAAUAAGUUGUAUAUUUGUAAAUUUGAACAGUAAGAUUUUGUCAGAAAAUAUCUUUGAAAUAGAUCCUAUGAAUAGUUCAGCAUAAACACAAUAACAUAAAAAGUGAGCUGCAUUUUGAAUGUACAGUACUUAUAUGAUCAAAGGUUACUAGAGAUGUGUGUUGAGUAAUGACAUUUUGCCACUGAACAAAACUGGAGAUGUAUUUACUUCAUCUUUCAUGUUUAUAUACCUCAUUUCAUGGCCAGAAGCGCAACAAAAGCGACAAUUGGAUUUUAACUUAUGGCGUUUAUUCUUCAAAGAAUAUAUCUUUGAAUAAGGAACGGUAUAAACAGAUGCAUGAGCUAAAAUAUGAGUGCAAAGCAUACUUAUUGUACUUAAUCAAACUCAUUUCUACCUUGUGUUCCCUGACUGUCUGACUUUAAAUCAACCUGAUAAUUUGUUUUAGCAAUAAUAUUGGAACAAUGGCCAAAUUUUUUGGAACAAUACUUGAAUGUGCCCAUGUUUGUCGCGUGGAAAUUAAUGUAUGUAGUUGAUUAUUUUGAAGGGCAACACAUGACCUGAGGAUGCAGAUGUAGACAGGCGUUUUAUAGACACGGUGAAUAAAUUCUUAACUUCACAGAAUGAUUUAUUUUGUACUGUAAUGAGGACAAUAAAAACUGUAUCUGUGAUCAUCCACAACAUGCCCAUAUGGUUUAAAUUGCUGCUGGUGAGACAUGAAUGAAUAAAUUUCCUAUUUUGUAACACA